Molecule: messenger RNA, 813 nt
Organism: Rhodotorula graminis WP1
Lineage: Eukaryota; Fungi; Basidiomycota; Microbotryomycetes; Sporidiobolales; Sporidiobolaceae
Exons: 5
Coding region: 1-813 (270 amino acids)
Source: RefSeq, a predicted model, not a curated record
AUGGCUUCCCUCGCGAUGCGGCACGAGCAGCUCUCGGCGCUAGCCCGCACCAAGCGGCUCUUCUGGCUGUCGUCGGUCACCGGCAUCCUCUCCCUGGUCGGCGUGUGUGUCGCCGUCCUCCCAUGGCGCCUCGUCCGCCGGCAAGGCGACUGGGUCGCGUUCGCCAUCGUCGCCGCCUCGUCCUUCGUCUGGGUCACCCUCCCGAUCGCCGCCUCGGGUUCGAUGCAGCUGCGCCGACGACUGCUGAGCGCGUGGUGGGCCAUGAUGGUUGCCGCCGCCGCUCAUCUCGCCCUCGCCAUCUACCUCGAGUUCUCUCUCGUCGACCAGAAGGGCGUCUGGAUCGAGGACUGCUCGACGUCCGACCUGGCCAUGACCGCCGACGCCUGCCGCACACGCUCUCGUCAGGUCAUUCUCGCCUUCCCUCUCACUGCCGCCAUCCUCGAAAUUGGCGCCGUCCCCCUCCUCUGGCUCCUGCGACGAUCCUUCGACAAGUUGCCACAGGACCACACCUACGGCACGCUCAUGGACGACGACGUCCCUCCCGGUUGGCAUGUCCCUGCUGCCGACCUCGCCGCCGACUCGUCAGCCUCGGACUCGGACGACCACGGCGGCCCGUUGCGACCGGGCGCCGCGAGCCCGCGCCGGUCGUCUCGCACUCGAGUCGGCUCGGGCACGGACAAGGAUUCGGCGUCGGACUGGUACGAGCUCGGGAGGAAGAGCUCGAGGAGCCUGGCGACGAGCGGCAUGAGCUGGAGCGAGGUUCGGCGGGCGCGCAAGGAGCGCAACUUGGCCAAGUCGAGGGCGUCGAGCUGA